GGGGAAGUGGGGAGAAGUCGAGUGCGUUUAAAACUGUUGUUAAUUUAACUUUAUUUCUAGUCCACCAUCCAAGUUCAACUAUUCGAAUUGUUCUAGUUAUAGUAUUUCUGAAAUAACAUGGCCGAUGAAGGAGACGACUGGUUCGGAGGUGGAGAUGAUGACGCACCCCCAGCACCAGUCAAAUCACUCGUAAAGAAAGGUAAAGAGGAGGAAGCAGCCCCUGCAGCAGCGGAAGAAGCACCUGCCGAAGGAGAAGCUCCUGCAGAGGGAGAAGCUGCCGAGGAGGAAAGACCAGAAGCCGAAGAGGAAUACUUAGAUCCCGACAAACUGAUAUUGUUCAAACACUGGAUUAGACCCAAAUUUUUACCGUACAAAUACAUCCAUGAAUAUAGAAGGAACUAUUACGAUGACGUGAUGGAGGUACUGGACAGUCGCAAACGGGGAGUGAGGAGGGAUAUUCCACGUGCCCAAACCUGGGCAGAAAGGAUAUGUAGACAACGAAGUGAUCCGUUGUGGAAACUAGACAAAUUCGAUAAGCAUCUAGAAGAUGUUAAAUUAGUAACUAGAACUCAAAUUAGCGGAAAUUUUUACAGUUAUUAUGUCAAGGACCAUUUUAAUAAAAGAUAUUCAAAGUUAUUAUAUUAAUGAGACGAUCUAGGUACAACCGACUGCCAUUUUUAUAUAAGAUGCUCAAAAACUGUGUAUAACAUUCUUUAACUAUUUAGAAAAUAAAACAGUUUGUAAUAAAAUGAAAAUGGAUAAAAAUGUGAAUUUAAUAGAGAACGAUUAUUUGUAUUGUGUUGUUCGUAGCAAUCAGGAACCUCAGCAUUAAAGGUAUAACAAGCCACUGUCUCUUU
Molecule: messenger RNA, 857 nt
Organism: Diabrotica balteata
Lineage: Eukaryota; Metazoa; Arthropoda; Insecta; Coleoptera; Chrysomelidae
Source: the annotation of a GenBank genome assembly